AUGAACGUUCCAAAUGAAUAUUACCGCUACAUUCGACCAAUAACAAUUGUCUGUAAAAUUAUAGCGAUAUGGCCACUUGAAAAAAAAACUGGUGAUAGUCAAUCAUCUUUUCAUUUGGCAAAACUCUCACGAGUAAUUCACAGAAUAAUAUUGUUCGUUAGUGUUACCGUUUGUACAAUUGCAGCAGCAGUUGAUAUUUUUAAAAAUUUAUCUGAUAUGGCUGAGGCAACUGAGUGUGCUCUUGUUACAUCAUCAUGUUUAAUUUGUUGUUUACGUAUUGCUAUAUUUACAAUACAUCAAAAAAAUCUCACUAUUCUUAUUAAUAUUAUGAAAAUUGAUUGGUUAACUUCGUCAAAUGAAGAUAGAAAUUUAUUAAAUGAAAAAUGUAGCUUUACAUUUCAUCUUGCUCAUCGUUUUAUCAUAACUGUUUUUAUAACUAUUGGAUUUUUUAUGACUGUUCCACCGUUUGAAAUUAUAUUUCUUGGAUCUGAAGACAGAGUUUUACCAUUUCGUGGUUAUUAUUUUAAAAAUCAAACAACACAUUAUUUAUUUCCUUAUAUUUAUGCAUUUAAUAUAUUAAGUGGUGCAUUUUUGGGUGGUUCAGCAAUUGCUGCAGCUACUACACUUAAUUUAAUUCUCGUAAUGCAUGCUGCUGCAAAAUUUUCAUUAGUACGAAAAUGUUUAGAAACAUUGGAUCAAAAACAAAAAAAUUUUCUAGCAAUUAGUAUUGAUUGUAUAAAAAAACAUCAAGAAGCUAUCGACUUUGCUAAUCGUCUUGAAGAUACUAUUAAUAUUCUUGCAUUUGGACAAUUUUUAGUAAGCAGUGGUAUUGUUUGUAUUGCUGGUUUUCAAAUAGUAGCUAUGAAAGAAGAUAGAGGAAGACUAAUGAAAUAUAUAAGUUUUUUACUUUCAGCAACAUUUGGUUUAUUUUUAUUUAGUUAUAGUGGAGAUGUAUUAAUAACAGAGAGCGAAGACGUUGGAAAUUCAUGUUUUAAUUCUGAUUGGGUUGGUGCAAAUGACAAGUAUAAACGUAAUAUUAAAAUCUUAAUGAUUAGAUCAACAAAACCUUGUAAAAUAACUGCUGGUAAAUUUUAUGACAUGUCGCUUCAAAGUUUUUCAAAUCUUUUGAGUACAUCAUUCAGUUAUUUUACUGUAUUAAGUAAUUAUAAUUAGUUUAAUAAUCAUAUUAUUGUAGUAAAUUAAAUUAAUAUAACCACUGCAAUUUAAUAUUAACAAUGUAAAAAAAUUUGGAUGACAAAGGUAUUUUAUAACCCUGUAAAAUCAUACCAUUUCUUUAUCACAUAAAACAAAGUUUUGCAGCUUAAAAAUGACGGAGUUUUAAAUUAUCUUAACUAAUAAAAAAAAACAUUAUGAAAAUAA
Aphidius gifuensis is the source of this 1380-nucleotide messenger RNA. Its product is annotated as odorant receptor 13a-like. Gene Ontology annotation, cellular component: plasma membrane. The transcript has 5 exons. Bases 1 to 1173 code for a protein of 390 amino acids. The record is from RefSeq and is a predicted model, not a curated record. Gene Ontology annotation, biological process: detection of chemical stimulus involved in sensory perception of smell; sensory perception of smell. NCBI's taxonomy places the organism in Eukaryota, Metazoa, Arthropoda, Insecta, Hymenoptera, Braconidae. Gene Ontology annotation, molecular function: odorant binding; olfactory receptor activity.